This is a messenger RNA of Cryptomeria japonica (Japanese cedar), 1267 nucleotides long. RefSeq lists its product as uncharacterized. The record is from RefSeq and is a predicted model, not a curated record. Lineage: Eukaryota; Viridiplantae; Streptophyta; Pinopsida; Cupressales; Cupressaceae. The transcript has 3 exons. The coding region runs from base 154 to 894 and encodes 246 amino acids.
GGGUUUGAUCUCUUCCUGUAUGUGGCUGGGCGUUUUUCUGGCCGAUAUCUGGUGCAUGGGUCUCUUGGUCGAUGGGUGCGUGGCGGUUUGGGCAUUUGGGCCGACUGCUUUGCUUCUCUCCUUCUGCUAUUUGGUGCUUGGGUUCGUUUUGCCAUGGAGAAUCAGGGUCUUGCUUCUUCCCUGGAUCUAGAGAUGGUUGAUCCAUCCUCUUUAUUGAAUGCCAAUAACAAGGAUCAGACUGAGUUUCCUCUUUCUGGAGAGGGCACCUCCUCGUCAAAAGGGGCGUUUCGAAUUAAAAAAGUAAAUGGAUGUUUGGAGAGAUCGGAAGAUAGACCGGUUUUGGUUAUUCAGCCUGAGCAGGUUUCGAAGGAUGUUGACUACUGGUGCAGACAUGCUCUUAUUUGCAAAUUUUUGGGCCUUCGACUUUCUCUCCCUGUGUUGGAGUCCUGGGCACGUCGGGUUUGGAACCCUGAAGGAGAUUUGGAGAUUCUUUUAGCGGCAAACAACUAUUUCCUGGUUAUUUUUUCAAGCAUGUCGGACAGGAAUAGGGCUUUUGAAGGGGGCCCUUAUUUCUUUAACCAGGUUGGGCUCUUCAUCAAGCCUUGGCAUAUGGGCUUCAACUCUGCUGAGGAGAUCCCUUCGCGGGUGCCUGUGUGGGUUCGUUUGCCGAGGCUUCCGUUGGAAUUUUGGCAGGAAGAUAUUCUCCACUCAAUCUCUUUGCUUCUUGGGAAACCUGUUGGAUCGGCUUCACAGACUCAAGAUCGUAAGGUCAUAGAGCAAGGUUGCAUUUAUCCGAGCGAGUUUGGUCAUAUCAGAGACCUCCCAACACUGGUGGCAUGGAUGCGAGGAGAUGAUUUUCCUUCACUCACUUUGGUGAGACAGGGAAUGCCAUGACUCUCCUUCAUCGGUGUGUGUGUCGUGUCUGUAUUUAUAUAUUUGUCUAUAUGCACGUGUGGAUUAUUUGGUGCAGGACAUUGCAGGUACUAGUACUAGGUAGGUACAGGGUAUUGACUCCACCUGCUUUCACAGGUUUGAGCAUGCCUUAUAUAUAUCCGAUGGGAGUGGAGGAGAUAGUUGUUGUAUCCUAGUUUGACCCACAGUCACACACGUGUGAGUGUUGUCAGUCGGUUGUCUUUCCCGUCUGAUUGUUAUGCGAGUCAUGGUGCCUUGGUUUGGUCAUUUUGAGAGUCGUCAUUGGAUCAUUCUUGGUUUUGCAUGUUUCUGUUAUUUAAAUGGUUAUUUAAUUAAAUGGACGAUGUUAUCUUUU